AUGCCUUGCAGGGAGGAACUGGAUCAGCUGGCUGCUGGCUACAUUUCAGACACCAUGGGCUGUAUUCACACGGUGCAGGAGUUCUGUGACAGACACUCAGAAUGGCUCCAACGGAGAAAGUCUGAGCUGAAGAGGAUGCGAGACGUCACAAAGGGGACUGCGGAGAGCAGGGCCCAGGAGCUGGAGGAGGAGCUGGAAUGCCUGCUCCAAGACACCCUGAAGGGGCUUGAGAAGCUCACCCCGUUCCUGCAGGCUGUGGAGAUGCUGGCGGUCACGUCGCUCUCCGUCUUCGAGGAGGAGAAUCCGGUGUGCCAGCUCCCUGAGGGGGUGAGCGCUGAUGCCGUUCGUUCAGUCAUCACCGCCGCCAGGGGAGCCUGUCCGCUUUUGCUCCAUUUCAAGAGAGACGACGGCAAAUUAUUUCGGCCCAGCCUGGUGAACGUGGACCUGCUGGCUUUCCAGCUGGACAAAUACUUGAGGGUUUCCCAGGAGCUGUGUGAGAAGCUCCAGAAAAGAUCAGACCGGCACUUCAGGAUGACCUACCUGUUCAGGGGAUCAGCCCAGCGGUUCAUCGGCCUGUUCAGCCAGCGCCGCUCCAGGAUGCAGCAGUUCCUGGUGGCUCUGGAGGAAGAAGCUGUGAAGCUGGACAGGAUGAAGAUGGGGGCCAGCAUCUCCAGUGUGGCGGGCAGCAGUGUGAGCCUCGUGGGAGGCAUUGCAUCCAUCGCGGGCCUGGCUCUGGCCCCUUUCACGGCGGGGGCAUCGCUGACCCUCAUGAUGGUCGGCGUUGGGCUGGGGGUCACCAGUGGCUUGAGCAGCUUAGCUACAGGUAUCACCGAAUUAUCGGUCAACACUCACCACAGGAAGAAGAUCAAUGAAAUCUUCCAGAGAUUCUCUGAAGAUGUGAAGACUAUGCAGAAGUGUUUGGAGCAAGUGGCCAGGUGCAUUAUACCCAACACGGUGCCAGAUGGGCUGGAUGUUGCGACACGUGUUGUGACUUUAGCCAAAACCACACAUUCCGUGUCUAAAGGGAUAGAUGGCUUAGUGGAUUGUGCUUCCGCCAAAAAGGUGCUCAGAGCCAAAGAGUUGGCCUCAAAGUCAAAUGCUGCCCGAAAGAUUCCCAACAUGGCGGACGAUCUCGGGCAGUUGGCUAAGGGCACUCCCCUCACCCUAAGCAAGUCUGCCAGGGCGGGGUUCAUUGCCCUCAACGCCUUCUUCAUUGGCGUGGACAUCUUCUUCAUCUACAAAGACAGCAUCAGCCUGGCCAAUGGGGACAAGAGCGAUGUGUCAAAGGUCAUCCGCAGGAGGGCCAGUCUGUGGAAGACCGAGCUGGAUGCAUGGGAGAAGAUCUAUCACUCUCUGUGCAUCGGGAGAUUGAGCUUCGAAAGGAGUGAGGAGGUCCUACGGAUGCCAUUUUACCAGCCACAAAAAAGGAUGUCGGCUACUGCAUGA
Messenger RNA from Conger conger (European conger), 1446 nucleotides. Its product is annotated as apolipoprotein L4-like. Gene Ontology annotation, biological process: lipid transport; lipoprotein metabolic process. Gene Ontology annotation, molecular function: lipid binding. Lineage: Eukaryota; Metazoa; Chordata; Actinopteri; Anguilliformes; Congridae. The record is from RefSeq and is a predicted model, not a curated record. The transcript has 3 exons. Gene Ontology annotation, cellular component: membrane; extracellular region. The coding region runs from base 1 to 1446 and encodes 481 amino acids.